AUGACAACAACUAUGUCUAUGCCUCAAGAAUCACAAGUUCCAGGUGAUCGUACAGCACCAAAAGCAAGUCUUCGUCUUGAAUGGGCCUAUGGUUAUCGAGCAGCAAAUUGUCGAAGUAAUAUACAUUUAACUGAAAAUGGUGAACUAGUUUAUUUUACUGCUGCUGUUGCCAUUGUUCAAAGUGUUCAAGAAAAAGAUCAUUAUCGGCAACGAUUUUUUCUUGGUCAUGAUGAUGAUAUUAUUAGCUCAUGCUUACAUCCAGAUAAAAUCACUGUUGCAACAGGUCAAAUAGGUAAAAAUGCACAAAUUUGUGUAUGGAGUACACAAGGAAUAAUAAAAUUAGUAAGUCUUUUACGAGGACAGACAGAUGGUGUUGGAGCAAUGAAUUUUAAUGCAGAUGGAGAAAAAUUAGCUAGUGUUGGUAUUGAUCAUGAUAAUACAAUUAAAAUUUGGAAUUGGCGACUUGGAAAAAUUGUAGCAACUGUUACUGGUCAUACAGAACGUGUUUUCGAUAUUUGUUAUCUUGGUGAUCGUGUUGUUACUUGUGGUGUUAAACAUCUUCGUUUUUGGACAUUACUUGGAAAUACAUUACAAUUUAAAGAAGGUAUUUUUGGUAAAUCAGAAGCACAAACUCUUUUGUGUAUUGGAACUUUUGGACGUUCAACUACUAAAGAAUCUGCACCAUCGACAGAUGAGGAUAAUAUGUGUUUUACUGGAGCAAUUAAUGGUGAUUUAAUUAUAUGGAAAAAAAAUAAAAUCGAUCGAAUUAUUCCUGGAGCACAUAAUUCAACAAUUUAUUCAAUUGAUAUAAAUUCAAAUGCAUUUUUAACAAGCGGUAAAGAUGGUUAUGUUAAAGAAUGGACACGAGAUUUUGCUCCAACUGGACAAUCUAUACGUAUUCCAUGUUUAAUGAAUGAUGCUGAAGAAAUCAGCGUUUGUAGUAUUGCAUCACGCCAUGGUUAUUGUGUUGCUGGUACUCGUGAUAGUGAAAUCUAUGGAUUUGCAUUAAAUGAAAAUAGUCCACCUCAACUUAUUGUCCUAGGUCAUCAUGAUGAUAAUUUAUGUGCAUUAGCUUGUCAUCCACGAGAAAAUAUUUUUGCUACUGGUGGAGAAGAUGGUUCACUUAGAUUUUGGAAUGCUGAACGAAUGUCAUUAAUAACAUAUUAUGUAACACCUUAUGUUCCAUUAACACCACCACCUGCUAUUCGAUCUUUAGCUUUUUCAUCAGAUGGAAGUCAAAUUGCUGUUGGAUAUGAAAAUGGUUAUAUUGAAAUUUAUCGAACAAUACUAAAACCACAUGAUGAAGAGCGUUUUCAACCGAUACAUACAAUUAAUGAUCAUUCAUAUCGUAUUCAAUCAUUGGCUUUUUCUCCAAAUGAUAAAUACCUUGCAGUUGGAUGUAAUGAUGGAACUUUUGAUAUUUAUGACAUAAAAAAUCAAUUUAAACAUCUACAUGUUAAAAAUUCAAAUAAUACUUUAAGUGUUACAAAUAUCGAUUGGACUGAUGAUGAAAAAUAUGUGCAAUAUACUGGCGAGAAUAAACAAGCCUUUAUUGUUAAAAUACCUUCUUUUGAAAUUGUUGCUGACAAUGAGAAAGAUAAUAUUCAUAAUUGGUUCACAUUUACAAGUCUCAAACAUAAAGAAGUUUGUGGAAUAUGGAAUAAAUUUGCUGAAAAAACCGAUAUUGUUACUAUUGUUGGAAAUGAACAAACAGGUGUUAUUGCUGCUGGUGAUGAACAAGGUCUUAUUAAAUUAUUUCGUUUUUCAAGUGAAAAACGUGGUGCUCAUUUUAAAAAAUAUGUUGGACAUUCUAGUCGAAUCGCUAAAGUUUGUUUUCUUCAUGAUAACAGUCGUUUAAUAUCAAUUGGUAGUGAUGAUCGUACAAUUCUACAAUGGAGUUUUCUAUCAGAAUCAGAUUCAAUUGCAGUCGUUGAUGCACGACGCUUAAAUGCAGCCCCAAUAAGUUUCAGACCAGGAAUGGAGGAAACAAUGAAUGCAGAUUUCGUAGAUGGAACAAUUGAAGAUGCACAAUUGUUAGAAACUGCACAACAAACUGGAGCUUAUUUAGAUUCAGAUUCUGAAGAUUCAGAUUCAGAUCUAAGUGGUGCAGAAAUUGAUUCAGAUAUUGAAAAAGAGAAACAAAUUUCAUAUGAUAGAGCUUUAUAUAGAGAAGAUUAUCAGAAAUUAAAAAAAACAAUGAAAGAAAAAUUACCACCAGGUGAAAAAAGAAAAAAACAACCUGAUGAAGGUCUUUCACUUGAUUAUGCAUUUGGAUAUCGUGGUUAUGAUUGUCGAGAUAAUGUUUUUUCUUUAAAAACUGGUGAAAUUGUUUAUCAUGUUGCUGCAUUAGGAAUUGUUUUAAAUACUGAACAAAAUUCACAACGAUUUUAUAAUUGUCACACGGAUGAUAUUUUAUGUUUAGCUGUCUCGCCUGAUAUGUCAUUAGUGGCUACAGGACAGAUCGGCCGUGAUCCACCUGUUCAUGUCUGGGAUCCAAUAACAAUGCAAACAAGUUCAAUACUUAAAGGUCAACAUUAUCGAGGCAUUUCUGCUGUUGGAUUUUCUAAAAAUGGUAAAUCGUUAGCAUCAGUUGGUUUAGAUGAUUAUCGGACACUUGUUAUCUGGGAUUGGAAAAAAGGAGAAAAAUUAGCUUCACAAAGAGGUCAUAAUGAUAAAAUCUUUUGUUUACGUUGGAAUCCUCAUGAUGACGAUCGAUUUGUUACAGUUGGUGUUAAACAUAUUAAAUUUUGGACAAAAGCUGGUGGUGGCAUGACAUCAAAACAAGGAGUUUUUGGAAAAUCUGCUGGAAAACAAGGAAAACAAAAUCAAAUGUGUGUUGUUUUUGGUAAAACAGCUGAUAUUUGUAUUACUGGUGGUGGAGAUGGUUGUAUUUAUAUAUGGACUGGAACUACAUUAACAAGAAAAGUUGAUGAUGCACAUCAAGGACCUUUAUUUGCCAUCACGAUCGUACAAGAUAAAGGAUAUGUAACUGGUGGAAAAGAUGGCAAAGUUAUACUUUGGGAUCCAGAGUUUAAGAAACGGAUUAAAACGUAUGAAUUAACUAAUAAAAAUUUAGCUCCAGAUUCUCGAGGUAUUCUUACUGAAGCAACAACUGUAGUUCGAGCUGUUAGUUUAACACGUCGUAUUAUUGUUGGAACACGAGGUGGAGAAAUAUGUGAAAUUGAAAAAGAUGGUCGAAUACGUAUUCCAAUACAAGGUCAUGCGGAAGGUGAAAUGUGGGGUUUGAGUACUCAUCCAAAAAAAUAUGAAAUAUGUACUGUAAGUGAUGAUAAAACUGUACGAAUAUGGUCAUUACAAGAUCGACGAAUGCUUCGAUUUAAAGCAUUUCAAGACUUAUUACGUACAUGUGAAUAUUCACAAAGUGGAAAAACAAUUGCAGUUGGAACAAAAAAUGGACAUUUUAUGAUUUUAAAUGAAGCGGAUUUAAGUAUUAUUGUAACUGUUCCACAUAGAAAUCAAGAAGUAUCAGAUAUAAAAUUUUCACCAGAUGAUCGACAUUUAGCUGUAGGAACACAUGAUAAUUUUGUCGAUAUUUAUAAUGUUGAAACACAAAAACGAGUUGGUAUUUGUAAAGCAAAUUCGUCAUAUAUUACACAUAUUGAUUGGGAAUCCAAAGGAAAAUUAAUAAUGACAAAUUCUGGUGCAAAAGAACAACUAUUUUAUGAAGCACCGCGUGGUACUAGAAUUACAUCUAUUAAAACAACUGAUAUUGAAAAAAUGGAUUGGUUUACAUGGACAGGUGUAUUAGGACUUGUUUGUGAAGGUAUUUGGCCUCCAGCAACUGAUGUAACUGAUGUUAAUUCAACUGAUUUAACAAAAGAUAAGAGAAUUUUAGCAACAGGUGAUGAUUUUGGUCUUGUCAAAUUAUUCGACUUUCCUGUUAAAGGUAAAUUUGCUAAAUUUAAACGAUAUACAGGUCAUAGUGCUCAUGUCACUCGUGUUCGAUGGACAUAUAAUAAUUCAUAUUUAAUAUCAAUUGGUGGUCGUGAUGUUGCUGCGUUAGUUUGGAAACAUGAAGGCAAUACUGUUGUUGAUGUUGCUCCCACUUCUCAAACAAAAACAACUGUUAAAAGUGUUCGUGCAACUCCUACUGCAACUCCUACUGCAGCUGUGCCUAUACGAGCAGAACGAGGUGAAAGUGAUGAUUCUGAUAAUACAGAUUCUGAAGAAGAAGGUUAUGAUUCGGAUGUUCAACAUGAUCGAAGUAUGGAUUAUAAUGCGCGAAUUCUUAUUAAUCCAGUUCGAUCAAAACAAGAUAAGCAAGAAAAAACUCGACCAUCAACAACAGGUCAAAAACCUAUCCGUUUGAAAGUAAAACCAUCGCAAAGAAAAAUCAACGAUGAAGUAGCACUUGUUAAAGCAGCAUUAAAAUCAAGUAUUGGUUUGGGUUUAUUAAGUGCGGCACAUGAAAAUUCAGCAACUAAUGAAGCAGUAGAUCUUGAAAAUAAACCACGAGGACGUAUUGUUGAUCUUGAAUUAGAACAUAUUCAUGGUUAUCGUGGUUUUGAUUGUCGGGAUAAUUUAUUCUAUUUAGCCGAUAAUGAAUCAAUUGUUUAUCCAGCAGCAGGUACUUGUGUUGUAUAUCAUGUUCGUCGUGGUACACAAAAAUUUUAUAAAAAACAUACUGAUGAUAUUAUAUCAAUGGCUGUAUAUAAUGGAGAAAAAUAUGGAAAUAUUGUUGCAUCUGGACAAAUUGGAGAAAAUCCAACAAUACAUAUAUGGAAUGCUCAAACAAGAGAAACACUUUCAGUAUUAUCUGGAAAACAUAAACGAGGUGUUUGUUCAUUAAGUUUUUCAACAAGUGGAAACUUAUUAUUAUCAGUUGGUGUUGAUGCUCCAUACACAAUAGCCGUAUGGCGGUGGAAAGAAGGUAUAAAUGUUGCAUGUACAAUCGGUUCAGAAGAACGAAUAUUUCGUGCAUUAUUUCGUCCUAAUUCGGACACACAUUUUGUAACAGCUGGUGUUAAACAUUUAAAAUUUUGGUCUCUAGCUGGUAAUACAUUGGUCGAAAAAAAAGCUAUUAUUACAAAAACAACAGAUGGAAGACGAUCAACUAAAAUGCAAACAAUGCUUUCUAUUGCUUUUGGACUAGAAGAUCGUACUUAUACGGGUAGUAUGACAGGUUUAAUUUUUAUUUGGCGUGUUAAUACAUUAGAACGAACAGUAACUGCUCAUGCGGGACCAAUAUUUUCAAUGUUUAGCUCAGACAAUUGUAUUGUGACGGGCGCUAAAGAAAAACGUUCUCUUGGUUCAACUCGAGCACUUAAUCCAGUUAAAAUUUGGGAUUAUAAUAUGGAGAAUGGACGACCAAUAAAACUUGAUUUACCUCAAACCGAUACAAUAUGUGCUCGAUCUGUUUGCCGAAAUUCUCAAGGAAAAAUUUUAAUUGGUUUAAAAACUUCUGAUAUUAUUGAAGUUGAUGAUAAAUCAUCAGGUUCUCGAUUAGCUUCAUUAGCAUUUGGACAUGGUGAAGGACAAUUAUGGGCAUUAUCACCACAUCCAACUGAACCAAUGUUUGCUACAGGAAGUUAUGAUCGAAAUCUUGUUAUUUGGGACAUGAGUACUAAAGGUCUUGUAGUUAAACGUGAUAUGGGGAAAGAAAUUCGAAGUGUAUCAUUUGAUGUUGAAGGCACUUCAUUAGCUGUCGGAUUUAAAGAUGGACAAAUUAGUUUAGUUCAAUUUUCUAAAGAGAAAAAAGAAUUAGCAGAUGUUGAUAAAACAAGAGAACGAAAUGCUGCUAUCACUUGUAUUAGGUUUAGUCCUGAUAAAAAAUUAUUAGUUUCUUCAUCAGAUAAUUGUUGUAUUGACUUUUUUGAUAUUCAACAAAAUCAAUUGACACGUAUUGGUUAUGUAACACAUAUUGAUGAUGCCGUUUUACAUAUAGAUUGGUCUACGAAUUCGGAAUAUAUUAGAACAACUACAGCUGGUUAUCAGGCACUUGUUUUUCGCGCACCAAUUGGUGAAGAAGUUAAAAAUCAUGAUGAAAUUGAAAAGAUUGUUUGGGAUUCGUGGACAAGGUAA
This is a messenger RNA of Rotaria sp. Silwood2, 6042 nucleotides long. Lineage: Eukaryota; Metazoa; Rotifera; Eurotatoria; Philodinida; Philodinidae. The record is from the annotation of a GenBank genome assembly.